UGGCUCUCUCUAUUACUCCCACUAUAUAUAUCAACGUCACCCCCUGAUUAACAGAAAAGUGCCCCAUCAUAAUUCACGAACUGAAUCACCCGUAGAUGCCACCCCUCCUAUCCCCCACUGAGUUUCUGUUGGGUGGAGUAUCAACACAUAGAAAUUAAGAGGAAAAAGCAUUGGAGCCACGGUCCUUCAAGAUUGAUUAUUUCCAUCGGUUCGAAACUACAGAUUAUGAAACAGGGUAGAAGAUGGAAGCCGAAGGUAGUGGACGUUGAAGCAGAGAAGAUCUGCAGGGAUUGCCACACAAGGACUACCCCACUAUGGAGGGCGGGUCCAGAUGGGCCAAGGUCUCUGUGCAAUGCAUGCGGAUUACGAUUCAGAAAAGGAAUGGCUCUUCGAGGGCUGAGUAGUGCAGUGCCACAAAAACGCAAGAAGAGGACUCCGAAUGGUAGAGUCAUGAAGCAGCGCAUGCCGAUUGGAAGGCAGAUGAAGUUAAGAGAGGAAGAAGAAGCCGCCAUAUCACUGAUGGCUCUUUCUUGUGGCUCUACCUACCCACCAGAGCGACACUAGA
This is a messenger RNA of Neltuma alba, 565 nucleotides long. Its product is annotated as GATA transcription factor 16-like. Gene Ontology annotation, biological process: regulation of DNA-templated transcription. NCBI's taxonomy places the organism in Eukaryota, Viridiplantae, Streptophyta, Magnoliopsida, Fabales, Fabaceae. The coding region runs from base 226 to 564 and encodes 112 amino acids. Gene Ontology annotation, molecular function: sequence-specific DNA binding; zinc ion binding. The transcript has 2 exons. The record is from RefSeq and is a predicted model, not a curated record.